UUUACUCUAUAUCUAACCCCAUGCUGUACCUGUCCUGGGAGUGUUUGAUGGGGACAGUGUCUGAUGAGAGAGUGGCCUUUAAUCGACUAACAUUCCUCGUUUUAAUCUACAAAGGGGAGACAUUUUUGGAGAGCUGGGCACAGCAACGAGGGACCGAAUGGCCUAGGCCUUUGCAUGAUAUGUAACCCUAGAAUGGGGAAUGUCACAGGUUAUGGGCUCGGGGCAUCAGAGAAGUUACUGAAAAGAGAUUUAACCCCCAGUUGUCAGGCUGCUGGGUGAAGAGGGUUGGAUUCAUUUGGAAUGCAGCCGAGAGCUCAAUUUGGACGCUUGCCUCUUGUUCGAGAUGCACCUCCCCCCACCCCCUGCCUGAAUGAGUGGGAGCCGCUGAACUGCGAAUGGCAUCCACCCCUGCAGCCUGCUGCUCGAGUCUGGAUGUUCACCUUUGCUGCUCCUCUGAAGGGCACGGAGCUCACCGAAGCCUCACAUGCGAUUGGCCAUGAGUCCGCCCUCCUGCAGGUGCGCACGCCCACCUGUGACCUCCUUGCCCGGCCGGCCGGCUGUGUGCCACGUAGCGAGCGGACUCUCUCACCCCUCGUCCCUGCUGCUCCGGCCCUGCGAUGCCAGGGCUGAAGAUUCACCUCCUUUUCUGUGUCCUCCUGGCUCGGGGAGGGUCUCCCACUGAAGGCCCAGAGAAGCGAUGGCUGGUCGACAACAUGAAAAGUAUGAGGUACGUUUGCCCACGAGGCGGCUCUGUUUCAGUGAUCACGAGCCAGCUCAGCAACAAGACCAAGGAGAGGGUCUGGGACUUUGCUUGCAAGGCGUCCUUCCGAGGGUUUAUCAACUGCAGCUGGACGGACUACGUCAACAGCGUCGACGAAAGCAUCAACUUCUCCUGCCCCCCCGAGUCCCUGAUCUCCGGGGUGGAGAACCUGCGGGUCCCCCCGCACAAGGACCGCAGGUGGAAGUUCUACUGCUGUGAGAAGUGGUCCGUGUGCUACACCAAAUGCAAUUGGACCCAAUACAUCAACGAGUCCAACGAGUACUUCAGCUGGCAGGUCCCGGAAGGUUUCUACCUGGUGGGGGCCAUCCGUUACCAUGACAACGUGGUCAACAAACGCCGAUGGCAGUACCGAUACUGUGCGAUGUUCCCUGUAGCCCUUACAGACUACUGAUUGGCAAUCCGCUGUGACCCCAGUGUUCUCAAUAAAAAGAG
Molecule: messenger RNA, 1213 nt
Organism: Carcharodon carcharias (great white shark)
Lineage: Eukaryota; Metazoa; Chordata; Chondrichthyes; Lamniformes; Lamnidae
Product: hemagglutinin/amebocyte aggregation factor-like
Exons: 5
Coding region: 618-1172 (184 amino acids)
Source: RefSeq, a predicted model, not a curated record